Messenger RNA from Schistosoma margrebowiei, 1450 nucleotides. NCBI's taxonomy places the organism in Eukaryota, Metazoa, Platyhelminthes, Trematoda, Strigeidida, Schistosomatidae. The record is from the annotation of a GenBank genome assembly.
AUGAUUUUACUGAGUUCUUUCAAGCUAAUCAUAUCCCAUUUCAAUGUAUCAAUUAGUAUCUCAGAUCCAUUUCAAUACUAUUCUUCAAUUAGAAUAAUGAUGAUCAUAGUGUUCAAUAUGUCAAUGAAACAAUUAACAUUGGCAAUAUUGAAACCAGAUGUUCAACGUUUUAUAAAUUAUCGUAAAUAUGUUGAAUCUGUGAUGUCCGAUGCACAAUUACAAAUUAUUCAUAAUGAAGAGGUUUUUAUGACGCGCGAUCGUGCUCAAGUAUUUUACGCUGAACACAAAGGUAAAUUUUUCUAUGAUCGACUUGUUAAUCAUAUGAUUUGCGGACCACUUGGAGUGUAUAUUCUUGCUGGUAAUGAUGCAAUAUCUGUUUGGCGUUCAUUGCUCGGUCCCACUAAAGUUUAUCGGACAGUUGUAUUUGAACCAAAUAGUUUACGUGGUCGUUUUGGAUUGACAGAUACCAGAAAUGGUUUUCAUGGAUCAGAUUCACAAGAAAAUGCGUUCAAAGAAAUUAAAUUCUUCUUUCCUAAUUUCAAUUGUGAAAGUAUCCUUUCUGAUUUAUGAAAUAACUUUUUUGUAUAUUUACUUAGGAAUAUAUAAGUUCUUUAUUCUACUUUAUUUAUUCUGAAAAUGAAUUAAAGUUCUUCAAAACUACCUACAGUCUAGUUAUUUAAUGUCGGUGUAUCAACAAGUAAAUGCUGUAAAUAGUACAACUGACAAUAUGAUUUAUAUUCACAUAGUUUUUAUGUCACUCGUUUAUUGUAAUUUGUUGUCAAUAUUAACCAGCUGAGAUUUUGUAUUUCAAAAUUUUUCUCUGUGACUUAUGUAAGUAGGUUUGUUAACAUAGGAUAUCAGAUAAUUAGCAAUCUGAAUCUUAACAUUCGUUUUCUAACUGAAAUGCAUCGAGUCUAGUUUGUGUGCGCUGAAAAUAGUUUGUAGGAAUAAAGAGCUCAUUGAGUACACCUGCAUAUGUCUCUAAGCAUUGUUUAUGAUAACCUUGCAAAUCCAAACCAGGUAGUUUGGACCUACCAGCACAUUUAAUUACACUAGUCAACGACUUCAUAGAUGGGUGUUACUGCCAAAACUACACUGAUGACCUUUAAAUGACUAGGAGCGAUCAAUCAGAAUGAAGCUGGCGAUUGUUUUAUUGAAAAGUGAGCAUCAGAAUUUACUCACCGAUAACCUAAACGGAAACCUACGUCUUUCACUAAAUAAUGUCAUGAAUAUUGAUCACACACAAGACCUUGAAUUAUUCAGAAACAACUGUAGGUAGUAAAUGAAUUAAAAGUAUUGUGUUCAGAAACGAGGCUGCUUCAUGGUACAUUAUUUUUUGGCCAAAAGAGUGAAAUAAAGAAGGUACUUUUUUCCAAGAUUAAGGAUAUAAGUCGUCCGCACAACAUUCACUUUCAUUGUUGGUGUUAGGGUUGAAAUGUUAGACCCAGUU